Messenger RNA from Drosophila yakuba, 970 nucleotides. RefSeq names its product nucleolar protein 12 (gene vito). The record is from RefSeq and is a predicted model, not a curated record. The transcript is spliced from 2 exons. Gene Ontology annotation, molecular function: RNA binding. Gene Ontology annotation, cellular component: nucleolus. Lineage: Eukaryota; Metazoa; Arthropoda; Insecta; Diptera; Drosophilidae. Bases 92 to 880 code for a protein of 262 amino acids.
UUUCGGGCAAAAGUAUUUCGGUCAUCUGGUAACACUGGCCACUCGCACAUGUUAGAAACGUAAACAAAAACGCAAAACACAAUUUUUGAAAAUGACCAGAAAAAAGGCUCCCAAGAAGAAAACAGAGGUUGUCUUUGACAACAAGAAACGCAUAGAGUUCCUCAGUGGCUUCCGGAAAAGAAAGAACGAACGACGAUCGCGUGCAAAGGCGGAGCUGGAAAGAAACCUAAAGAAUGAGCGCAAGCGUAUCCGUCAGGAAGUAAAGGAUGGCUUCAACCACCUGAAGAAGUCCUUCGAACCACUGCGCGAACUCACCGAGGAGGACAAGGCCGAGGAGGAGCAGCAGGAGGAGACCUACGAAGAUGACGAAGUACAGGUGAAGAUCGUGGAGCUGACCACCAACGAUCUGGCCGCCAAGCGCAAUAUGUUGGGUGCCAACACGGCAGAGGAAAGUGAACCGGAGGAGCAGGCUGAGCAGAGCGAGGAGGACGAUGUCGACCAGGCCAACAGGAUACCCGGCAUGGAUUUCGAUCCCAACGCACGCAAACGUAAAUCCAAGCCGGUGGAAGAAGAGGAGCCGAAGGCCAAAAAGGCCAACAACUCUACUGAGCCGGACAUCAAGAGCAAAAAGGAUCUCGACCGCCUGAUGAAGACCAAAACGCUGAAGAAAAUGCACCAGAGCAAGCUGUUCAAGCAGAAGGAGCGCCUGGACAAGAAGAACAACCAGAAGAAGGCCAAGAGGGACCGCAACAACACCAUCAAGAGCGUGCCAAAGCACCAGCGGAAACAGCUUAAGUACGGAAAGUCCAACCAGACCAAGUACCGAAAGGGACGGAUGGUCAACAAGAAGGAGCUGCGGCGCAAACGCAAUGCCGACUGAAUUUAGCUUUUAGCAUAGUUUGUUUUACGGUUUAUUUACUAUUACUCUAGUUGAUCAAAUAAACUGUAUAAUUCCUGGCUUGUACAAUAA